AUGCUCGCUGCCCCUCCCUGCCUCUUCUUGUCCCUUUAUGCCGUUUCCCGUUCCUCCCUGUCGUUCGAUACCCCCCUCCAACUACCAUCCCCCAUCCUCCAUCCUCCAUCCUCCAUCCCCUGUCCUCUAUCCCCCAUCCCCCAUCCUCCAUCCCCCAUCCCAUAUCUGCCUUCCCCCAUCCGCCUUCCCCCAUCCCCCAUCCGCCUUCCUCCAUCCCCCAUUCGCCUUCCCUCAUCCCCCAUCCCCCAUCCGCCUUCCCCCACCCCCCUUCCCAAUCCCCCCCAUUCUCUUGCAGUGACAGUCGGGUGCAUGACGGUCAUCAUGCCAGGCGCCGGCCCUCAUGCAACCCUCAUGCAACGAGCUACAAUGCAAGCCUUAUUCCCCCUCCCUGCUCCCUGCUCUACCAGCGACGACCGUGCCAGGCGCCGGCCUUCAUGCAACGAGCUGCAGUGCAGCAAGGUGCAGGUGGUGCCGUGGAGGGGAGGCGAGGGGCGCAUGGCAAUGGAAAAGGGCGAAAGGGAUAGGAGGGCCCAAGGGGGUGAUGGAGGGGAGGGGAGUUUGGGAAGCACGAUUGCUGCAGCGGUGGCUCAGCAGGGCGGUGGUGGCAGCGGUGAUGGUGGCGGCGGUGGCGGUGGUGGUGCUGGUGGUUCUGGUGGGGCUCAUGGAGGGAAGAAGAAGAGGCGGGGGCGAAGGAGGGGAGAGGGACAGGCAACGGCAGAGUGCGCUACAGAUGCAGGGGCAGAGGGUGGUGCAGCAGAGGGCGUGGCAGGGGUAGAGGGUGGUGCAGAGGGAAAGUCUUGGGUUGCUGCCGUUGCAGAAGUAGAGGAAAUAGGGGAGGAGAAGAUUGGGGGGGAGCAGAUAGCGAGAGAGCAGGCGAUAGAAGCGCAGACAGAGGGGGUGUCAUUUGUGGUGGCGGAGGAGGGAGCAUGGUAG
Molecule: messenger RNA, 933 nt
Organism: Closterium sp. NIES-65
Lineage: Eukaryota; Viridiplantae; Streptophyta; Zygnematophyceae; Desmidiales; Closteriaceae
Source: the annotation of a GenBank genome assembly